Molecule: messenger RNA, 535 nt
Organism: Arabidopsis lyrata subsp. lyrata
Lineage: Eukaryota; Viridiplantae; Streptophyta; Magnoliopsida; Brassicales; Brassicaceae
Exons: 3
Coding region: 23-535 (170 amino acids)
Source: RefSeq, a predicted model, not a curated record
UGGCAGGAUAUAAAAAAAAAAAAUGACAAAAUCUAUCAAAGAGCUGUCUGAAGCUAUGGAAAACCUAGUACUGACAAAAACCGAUCUAUUUGAGGUUUCAUUGAAGCAAACAGUCUACUCGAAAUGGUCAUUGUCCUCACACAUAAAAUCUUGGAAGGUGAACAGAAAUCUUGUACUUCCCCGUCAGUGUAUAGAUAAUUGUUGGGCUGUGUCUUUGUAUAGACAGUGGCACAUAUUGAGACAAUUAAAAGGAUUGUCAACAUCGAAGUUAACUGUUGAUAAAAUCGUGGAAGGAGUUCCGCUCCGUUAUCGAAAUAGUGAAGGCGGAUUAAAAGCCAAUUGUUUACAUCAUGCCAUCGACUUUCUGAAAAAUGGAGGAUAUGUGGAUGAAGUAUUUAUUCAUAAGCCCCACGGAGAUUCUGAAGAGAAGAAUUUCGAGAAACAUCUUGAGAGUCUAUUGUUAGAUGGACCAUUGUCAGUGAUUAUUGAUAGUUAUCCAAGUUACUCCAAGGUCCAGGGAAAUGUAAGUUACUAA